This is a messenger RNA of Neurospora tetraspora, 2178 nucleotides long. RefSeq lists its product as uncharacterized. The coding region runs from base 181 to 1947 and encodes 588 amino acids. The record is from RefSeq and is a predicted model, not a curated record. The transcript is spliced from 4 exons. NCBI's taxonomy places the organism in Eukaryota, Fungi, Ascomycota, Sordariomycetes, Sordariales, Sordariaceae.
ACCGAAAGAUACCAAAGCUCAACAUCACCUUAUCUCCCGCAAGGAAGGUUGAUACAAAGAAAAUAAAGAUGGGAUACAACCUCAAUUCUUUGUGUAUUUCGAGUAACCAAGCACGACAGAGACCAUCAUACUGGACUGUCUGUCAUACCGACUGGCAGCACCAACGAUUGAACAUACAUCAUGGGCGACGAAACUACCAAUUAUCCCAUGGUCAAAUUGACGCCGCCUUCGCAGUUCCUUGCACCAUGCCCCAAGUUCAGGGUGUUGGUAUUGGGAAAUCCGGAAUCGACCAAGCAGGAACUAUUUUCGAGGGUGUUUGGUGUUGAUCUUGAGAAGAAACUAGUAUCAGAAGCCUUCUCCCCCACCCACGACAUCAACGUCCCGCUAGACCUCCAAGGCCAAAACAACCAUCUCGAAAUCUUUUCCUCCCCCAACUUUUUUGGCCCUACCACCUCCACCUCCUUUUCUUCACCCUUCGACUCCUCCCUCGAGUCCGACCCCUCCUACACCCUCGCCUCCCAAACCCUCCGCACCGUCUCCCAAUUCAUCUCCUCGCACACCUCCCUCUCCCAAAUCGAAUCAGUCGCCCCGGACGUUAUUACGUCCGACACCCGCCUCCAUUGCAUCUGGUACUGCGUUUCGGCCGCCGACCCUUCCCGGCCUAUCUCUCCGGUAGAGGAAUACUUCUUCCACCACCUGUCACAAAUCGUCCCGCUACAUGUACCGGUUUUGUUGUUGUUUACCAAGUACGAUGAGUUCGUGAGUCAAGUGCAGCUGGACUGGAUCCGGUCGGCGCAGGAGAAGGGGAUGAGUAAAGUUGCUGUGGCGCAUAUAUUGAGGGACUUGGUGGCGAAGAGGUUUGAGGAUACGAUUGGGAGGAAGUGGGGGGAGGUGUUGAGGGGGGUUGAUUCGGGGAUUGAAGAGAAAAAGAGGGACAAGAGGAGGGAUAGUGGGUUUGGGUUUGGGUAUGGAGGGAGUGAUCGGGAGGUUGUGCUGCAUGUGAAGGGUGAGGAGGAAAAUGCAAGUAAGAGGGAGGUGGUAAGGGUUUUGGUUGGGGGAGGGGGGGAAAGUGAGCAGGAUUGGGGAGGGGAGCCGGCUUGGGGGGAGGAGUUGGCGGGGGUGGAGGGGGGCGGGUAUGGCGAGUUGGUGAAGAGGACACUGGAGGGGUUGAGGGAGAGUAAGGAGGUGAGGAGGGCGUUUGCGGCUGCUCAGAGGUGUUUAGCUGGUGUUAGUUCGGAGUUCGCAGCAGAACUAGCAUCCACCUACUUCGCCGUCGACACCGGGCACGCCCGCAAGCUCCACGGCGUCGACGUGCGCGACAUCAUGCCCAACUUCUACGCCAAAGCCGUCCAGCUCUUCAACCUGCGCGACGUCUCAUCCGUGCUCGACGACCCGACCCUUUUGAUUCGCAUCCUCGAAGCCACCUUUGGCAUGCACCAGCGGAUCCUCGUCGACGAGUCCUUGUCCCACUCCUCCACCGAACCAAGCAUCUUCCUCGGCCUCUCCCCGCACGAACGCGCAGUCAUGCUCGCCCAAGCCAUGGCAGCCGUCAUUUUGUUCCUACACAAACUCGCCGACGUGCAAUGGCCUCACCGCGACAAUUUGCGCGGCAUCUUGCCACCGGCAACCAUAACGGCCAGGGACGUGCAGCGCGUCAUCCACGAGAUCGAGGUGGGGACCGAAAAGAGGGAAUUGCUAGAAGAGAUCGAGAGCAGUCCGGUUUUCACGAGCUGUAGGAUGCGCAAGGAGGUGGCGGAUUUGAUUCACAGAGCGGUGGAGAAGGCGGAUAAAGGCGCGGCGUCGCAUUUUACACGGGAGGAGAGGGCCCGGGGCGUGUUGAUGGUGGAUGAUUCGGACUUGCAGGAGAUAAGCCUGGCGUUUGUUAAUGAUAAGGGACAGGAUGAUAUGGUGCUGCCGAAUGGGUUGAGGAUAUUGCCGUUGAAUUGACCAUGUGAUGAUUGAGGAGGGCAGCGAGACGGAUUUGUUGGGGGUAGGAUCGGGGAUUGGACUGGAACGGGAUUUGGGUUCGGGAUUUUCAGGGUAUCAUUCAGGAUUGGAAAUCGGGAGCUUCGAACUUACAUGCAUCCGAACUGCUGAAUGCAUCCAAGAGAAAACUGCAAUUGGAACCUCAUUGAAUCGCCGAAAAAAAAAAGAACCAGGGAAGAAAAACCAGACCGU